Messenger RNA from Grus americana (Whooping crane), 2566 nucleotides. It is a transcript of the gene TNS4, whose product is annotated as tensin 4. Lineage: Eukaryota; Metazoa; Chordata; Aves; Gruiformes; Gruidae. The record is from RefSeq and is a predicted model, not a curated record. The coding region runs from base 223 to 2439 and encodes 738 amino acids. The transcript is spliced from 13 exons. Gene Ontology annotation, molecular function: protein binding.
GCACAGGCUCACCCCUGUACCGAUUUCAUGAGCUCAGGGUGCUGUUGGAGGUGUUGCAGCAAGAGCGGCGUGCAGGAGAGGGGACGAGCAGCUGCAGCCCAGAUUCUUCUUCCGCUUGAGACGCUGGAUUGAAGAAGAGGUCUGAGGUCCUGGUGGAGAAGGGGAGGUGAGGAGGAGGAGAUUUCCCUUGGACUCUAAGCCAUCAAACCAGAAAACCAAGCCAUGUCACAGGUCAUACAAAACCACGUGUUGCGUGUUGGACAGACCGUGUGUGUUUCCUCGCCAGAGGAAAGCAAGAGCUUGCACCCGGUGGGGUACCCGGGCUGCUCCGGGCUGCCGAUGAAUUACAGUUGCUACUCAACGGAGGGCUGGGCUGACCCGUCCGUGAUGGUGCACGCCAACACACGCCUGCUUCCUGGCAGAGGGCUGUACGGAGCCCACCCCGUGUUUGAGCACGUGGCUGCUCACAUGCAGGGGAAGGGGCAGCAGGAUACCUCUUUGGAGAGACCCACUGCCCCGUAUCAGUCAAAGAAGGAGGAGGAUCCCAGCGCGGAUCCUGAGGCUCACCUGGUGUCUCCUACCUUGGACGUAUCAAUAGAGCGUCUCAACCAGCUGAUCCUAGAAAUCGAUCCGACCUUUCAGCCGCUCACGUACAAGCUGGCGAAGGAUGCAGUCCAACCUGCUUCUCAGGAUGAUGCUGCCGCCACCAAGAAACAAGAUCCGGAGGCAAUAGACAUUAAAUACAUAGAGAUGACGCCAAGCAGAGCCACGUGUACCGAGGUGCUGCAGGGCUCCCCCAGCCCUUCGGGCACGCCAUUCUCGAGGUCCCCCCAGGGCAACGGCUUCCUGCCCCAAAAAGGGGGACUCAAAGGCAACUACAGCACCAGUGGCAGCGUGGUUUUCUUGAGCCCACCCAGACCCGCGAGCCCCCGGUCGGCCGCCCCGAGCUGCGCUGCCUCCCCGACCUGCAGCAUCGCUGUCCCCCGGCAGUGUGCGGCUGGCCAGACAGACAGCAUCUCCUACGGCCCCGGGGCUCUCGGCACCUCCCUGGGCUUCGACAAUUUGCUGAAGCCCGUGCAAGUGGUGAGGGCCCAGCAGAGGAGCAGCUGGGUCUCCCUGCUCUCCACGAGCCCUGGCUCAGACACCAGUUACAUCCUUGGAAGCAGCACCCACUCGCUCCACAACGACGACUCGGAUGCUCACCCCGCUGCCUGCUGCUCCGCUGACUGCCCGUCCCCUGCCAGCUCCCUGGGCAGCCCCUGUCCACCUUCCCCGAGCCUCGGGUCUCACUCUGGAGAAGCUUUUGGCCUGCAUGCCCACCAGCCCAGGACAGCCUGCUCCACCAAAGCCAACACCUUCCCAUCCCAGAAGGGACAAGCCAGCAGCUGCCCCCCCUCCAUCCUCAACGCCGCAGCCGACAUCCCGGUGCUGCUGGUGAACGGGUGCCUGGAACAAGGAGAUGCAUCUUCCAGGCUGGCCAAAGCCCCCCCAGCCUCUGUCAAGCAGAGCCCCCCUCCCAGCUGCAGCCCGACCUUGAGGCUCGGUGGCCUGAACAACGCGCUGUCGGCACCAGCGCUCUCCUGCGUCUCGGACAGUCCCCUUAAGGCUGGGCAGCCGACCAUGAAGUUUGUGAUGGACACAUCGAAAUACUGGUUCAAGCCGAGCAUAACCAGGGACCAAGCGAUCCAGCUGCUGAAGGACAAGGAGCCAGGCACGUUCAUUGUGCGGGACAGCACGUCGUACCGGGGGUCUUUCGGACUGGCGAUGAAGGUUCCUGUCUCUCCAUCCGGCAGCCAGACAGGCGAUGAUAGCAGUGACCUCAUCCGGCACUUCCUCAUUGAGUCCUCUGCCAAAGGGGUGCACUUGAAAGGAGCCAGCGAGGAGCUGUAUUUCGGGAGCCUCUCUGCCUUCGUGUACCAGCACGCCAUCACCCCGCUGGCACUGCCCUGCAAGCUGAGCAUCCCCACCCGAGAUCUUGCUGAUGGAGAAGACAGCCCCGACUUCGCUCCUGAAUCCCCGCUAUCCCUGGUGAAGAAAAAUGCUGUGUGCAACGUCUUGUACCUCAACUCGGUGAACAUGGAGACGCUCACGGGAGCCCCGGCCAUCCAGAAAGCCAUCUCCUCCACCUUCGAGCUGGAGACUCUGCCCACACCCACCCUCGUGCACUUCAGAGUGAGCGAGCAGGGAGUCACGCUGACGGACAUCCAGAGGAAGGUGUUUUUCAGGCGACAUUACCCCUUGGCUGCCAUCAGGUUUUGCGGGAUGGAUCCUGAGAACAGAAAGUGGCAGAAGUACUGCAAGUCCUCGAGGAUCUUUGGGUUCGUGGCCAAAAACCAGACAGAUUCGGAGAACCUCUGUCACCUGUUUGCGGAAUACGACACCGUGCAGCCAGCGUCGCUUGUCAUCGACCUUCUCUGCAAGCUCCUGCCAGGCCCGUAGAGGACAGAAACCCCAGGACAGCUCAGGGCUGGCAGCUGCCCACGUGCUGCUGAGCUUCUGCUGCUCGCCUUUUCCUGCUUCUGGGUUGCAUUUUGGCAACAGCUCAUAUUUAUACUUUUUUGUUACA